AUGGUAAGUCUCGCUAUGAUGAUAGACUCCUUGCAUCCCCCGCCUGGCGCACUUCUCACCGUGGGUUCCUGCUUGUCCUUCCUGUCGCGUGACCACGGCAAUCCCUCCUCCCAUACAACCCAAGCGGUGACGGGGGAGCACCGUGCAGAUGCCUCCUCCAGCGGUCUCCGCUCGACCUCAAAUGCAAUCACCUCCUCCAACUACCCCUCGACUUCCCUAGCGAGGGCUACGUCCCGCAGUGACCGACGCGCCUCGACGCCCGUCCCCCAGCUAGCCCUGAGCGAGCAUUUCAACGCUCCCAUCCGCCCGCAUGUCUGGUACAGCAAGCGGCGCACCUGGUCUCGCACGCAGCUCGAUCAGGAACGCAAGGAAUUCUUCGAGACCCGUGUCACCGGCCGGUCGGAGGUAUGGGCCGCCCUCGCCACGUCCAUCUCGCUCAUGCACGCCGACGACCUCACCACGGCGCAGAGCAUCAUCGACGCGGCGGGCGUGACUGUCCCCACAGGUGACCUCUGCCAGGGCUGCUACGACGAGCAGGGGGUGCUCUACCGGCUGCCGCGGUGUAUCGUGAGUGACCCGGAGAACAUGGUACGGGAUGACUCGGCGAGCCGCCGCGGCGAUGUAUACAAUGAUAACGACUUCGAUACCGACGACGCCAAGUUAUCGCUGGACGAAGCAUCCGGUGAUGAGCUGAUCUGCGGUGAGUCUAGGCACCGCCGGGAUGAGAAGGGUAAGAUGAGCGAGCGCGAUUUAAUCCGCGUCAAGGCGCGCCUGAGCGACGGCAGCGGUUCGGAUGUGGUUGUUUCGGUCGGUGCGGCUCAGAGCGUGGGCUUGAUUGCCCGCAGGGUGCAGCAUGAGGCCGGGAUCCCUGCCACUCAUAGAGUCCGGAUCGCCUAUCUAGGCAGGAUGCUCAAAGAAAACGCAUCCCUCAUGGAUCAGGGCUGGAAAGCCGGCAACAUAAUCAACGCCUUGGUCGUUGCCAAACCUCCUCGGUCAUGA
This is a messenger RNA of Aspergillus clavatus NRRL 1, 999 nucleotides long. RefSeq names its product ubiquitin domain-containing protein. Lineage: Eukaryota; Fungi; Ascomycota; Eurotiomycetes; Eurotiales; Aspergillaceae. Gene Ontology annotation, molecular function: protein binding. The record is from RefSeq and is a predicted model, not a curated record. The coding region runs from base 1 to 999 and encodes 332 amino acids. The transcript is spliced from 3 exons.